Messenger RNA from Capronia coronata CBS 617.96, 1836 nucleotides. RefSeq lists its product as uncharacterized. The record is from RefSeq and is a predicted model, not a curated record. Gene Ontology annotation, molecular function: oxidoreductase activity. Lineage: Eukaryota; Fungi; Ascomycota; Eurotiomycetes; Chaetothyriales; Herpotrichiellaceae. Bases 1 to 1836 code for a protein of 611 amino acids. The transcript has 6 exons.
AUGCUGUUUCUCCUUGGUCACAGCCUGCUUAGCAUUUCUUGUCUCCUCGUCCUCUUCGUCUUUGCCGAGUGUCUAUUUGGCUUCAAGGUCACAGGCGCCACAGGAGGAGUUGACUGGAAUACCGGCGCGAGGCCCUUGCGAUAUGAGAUCGGCCAGUUUUCCACCUCUGGCGCGGCAUUCGAUCUAUUUGUUCAGUCCCUGAUCGCUUUCCAGAAGGCUAAUCAAUCGGAUCCUCUAUCUUAUUUCCAGAUCUCAGGCAUCCAUGGCUUCCCUCGGAUCCCAUGGGAUGGAGUGGUAGGUUCUGGUAGCUAUCCAGGCUUUUGCACCCAUGCCGCAACCCCAUUUCCGACAUGGCAUCGACCAUACAUGGCCUUAUUUGAGCAAGUACUUUGGAUGCAUGCGCAGGAUAUCGCAGCCACAUAUCCUAGUGCCGAACGCAGCCAGUACCAGACUGCGGCCCUCGGCUUGCGCGUGCCUUACUGGGAUUGGGCCAUCCAUCCAGCUUUGCCGACCGUGGUCACGCAGCCACAGAUCUCAAUCAAUACGCCUAACGGCAGAGCCACGGUCAAGAAUCCUCUCUACAGUUACGUGUUUCAGUCGGAUGCUGCUGGGAAUGGCUUUCCAUCCUCUGACCCCAUGGCAAACUUCGGAGAGACAGUCCGUUGGUGGAGUGCAACCACGCAGACAAGCAACCAGACCGCAGCGAAUGCGGCUUUGAUGGCAAAUGCUCCUACAAUUUUGUCACUAACGUACCAGCUUUUCGCAUCAGUGACGAACUACACCUAUUUCUCUUGCACCUGGCCUGGCGGCCAAGGCGGUGUACCCAACAACAUCGAGGCUAUCCACAACAGCAUUCACAACAGCGUUGGAGGCUAUGGCCACAUGCAAUUCCCAGAAGUGGCCGGUUUCGAUCCUAUCUUCUGGUUGCAUCACGCUAAUGUGGAUCGCCUUUUCGCCAUGUGGCAAGCACUGUACCCUGACAGCUUCCUUGUUCCAACCGUGAAUGCAUAUGGGUCGUACUACGAGGCUGUGGGCUUCGUUGAUUCGGAAACCAGCGUUUUGGCUCCUUUUCAUUCUGAUGAUGGCGACACCAUGUUCACCUCUGAGGCAGUCCGUUCCAUCAAGUCCUUCGGCUACAGCUACCCCGAGUUGCCCGACUGGGAAAUGGCUCCUUCACAGCUUGCUGCCAAUGUACGAAGCGCCGUCAAUUCCCUGUACAAUCCAGUCUCGAACACAACUGUGGCACACGUGCGGCGAAAUGUGCAACCCAGAUCGGCAAACCUGGCGGACUCAUUUGGGGACGUGACUCUUGAUAUGGCUCGACAAAUGAAUGUCAACAACCUCGAUCGGCAGUGGUCUAUCGCAGUCAUAGUUGACCGUUUUGCGUCAGAAACGAGCUUCGCGAUUGACUUCUUCAUGGGUGAUGCCCCGACCGAGGCUUCGUUAUGGGCUACAGCGAAGAACCUCAUCGGGACUUACGCUCAGUUCAGUCCUGCUAAUGCAACCUUCCUUCAUCCAAACGGGUAUCCGGCAGGCCAGGUCCAAGGCGAGAUCUCCAUGACCCAUACACUGGCAGCGGGUGUACUUCGAGGUGUCAUUCCCGAUCUUUCGCCACGGGCAGUGUUGCCGCUGUUGCGCAAGGGACUGAACUGGAAGGCGCGCACAGCCGCCGGCCUUGAAGUCCCGGUCAGCAGCCUCUCAGGACUAGCAAUAUCAGUCUUCAGCAGACCCGUUGUGCCCACGACUUCAAAGGAUCGGUUUCCCAUGUAUGGGGCCGUACAAUGGCAGGACUCGGCCACUCAAGGCAAGGCCUGUGGUGCUUCACGGCCUCAAUGA